AUAAGAAAGACAGAAGCUUCCAGUACAUUUUUAAGGCAAACAGAAGGAGCUGUCCGUUCGUUGAUUAAACACACAGAAACGAAAACAUUUAAUUUGGUUUAACCGGAGGAGAGAACGACAAUGUUACAGUUUUUAUUGACUUGUGCUCUGGUAAUCGUAAUAACAAUUCAAGAAUCUCUACAAGAGUGCGAUGAGAAAUUUACAGCUAACAAUGGUUCUUUUUCAUCACCAAACUACCCCAGUAACUAUCUUGCGAGUACGACAUGUGUUUACACCAUAGAAGUUGAUACCAGAAAAAUAAUCAAUUUAACGUUUACAGAUGUAAUGACGGAAUAUGAAGCCAGUUGCAAAUAUGAUAAUAUAAAAAUCUACCAAGAAACCGUGCUUUUAGAUACACUGUGUGGUAAGAUUGAGACUCCACGUCCGUUCAUUAUCACUUCUAAUAAGGUUACAGUUAUAUUCAAAUCAGAUGAUGGUAAUCAGCAUAGAGGAUUUAAAGCUAUCUAUACCACUCAACAUACAGAAUGUGAGAAUAUAGGAUUCUAUGGUCCAAACUGUAAUAAAGUAUGCCAUUGUUACCAAUCACAGUGUGAUUUUCGUACAGGAGUAUGUGACUAUGGAUGUAAACGUGGUUGGAUGGGAUCUAGAUGCGAUCAAGUGAAAGCGCCAGCAGAAGUGGCAACGCAUUGUGUUAAUUCUCCAACCAAAGGUAAAUAUGCUCUGUUAAGAGUUGAUAGAAAAAAUGUUAAGUACGGACGGAUAUACAUUAUCGAUGGUAACAACCAUACAUCAUCUGCAAGAUGUGAUCAAGGAAUGUUUAUCGAGGAUGGGGAUGGUGUCUUAAACUUGAAAAUAAAGUUCAAAGAUGAUAAUACGACAUCUCCUAGCUGUUACCAUACACAGAUAGGUAAAGGAGUCCUUAAAUGGACAUUAAGAACAGAAGAAGUGUCUGGUUUCUAUAGUUACUAUGACAGAUUAUAUGAACUGAGUUGUAAUUUCACAACAGCACAUAAUUUGACCAGCAAUAGCAAACAGGUCGUUACAGGUAUAGUGAAUCCUCGCAAGGUGGAUGUCAUGCAGACAACCGAAGAUGUUAAAUUGGUCACUCAGAACCCAGUAACAUCAAGUCCUCUUUCCAGAGUAACAGUUGGCACCAGAAUUCAACUUGCAAUGAUAUUAUAUGAAAGAGGUGGCAUUUCAGCUUCGGGUAUUUCACCAUACAAUUGUAUCUACUUUUCGUCUGAUUUUGAAGUAACCUAUCAACUGACAGACUUUAAUGGAUGUCCUGUAUCGGGUUCUCCUGGUUUUGCUCUAACUGGAAUUAAUGGCUCUCACCUAACAUCGAAUUUAUUCGAUACUUUCAUUAUUGAAGGAAAAUUAGAUGUCAUCUUUAGCUGUAGUUUUGAAUUCUGUUUUGUUUCAAAGGACACGAAGUGUUCUGAUAGAUGUGUUCAUAUGAAAAACCAAUCAUCCCUGACAACCAUAACAAAACGAUCAACAAAUGAGAAUAGAAAGAAUGGUCAAGCAUCAGCUUAUUUACUGCUGAUACCAAAAACACAGAAAGACAAACAAACUGACAAGAACAACUUUUCAGAAGACUCUGAUGGCACCAUUCCCAAAUACUUGACUGUUUUGAUAACGGGUUUGAUAUUGGCAGUGUGUGCAGUUUGGAUGACCGUGUUGAUCUUUGUUCGGUCAUUUUAUAUUAGAUCUGGCAGAAGGUUAGCAAAUGUCGAGACGGCGAAAUAACUGUAAACGUUUUUAUACAUCCACAUGUAUGAUCAUAUAUUAAGGUUACUUUGUCUGCUCAUAAUUUGUGAAUUCCCUAUAUUACUUUCAGUUUAUUGUAAGUAAAUUGCCAAUAUUUUUUAAGUGUAUAUAUAACGAUCAUUAUGAAAUUCUAACAGGUUGCUUUUUAUGUGUUAGCAUGUUAAAAACACAGAAUUGAAACUUCCUGUGGUGUAGGUGGCCUGGGAACUCAUGGUUUACAGUCUUUGUAGAUAAAAGAAACUCUGUGACUUUUCUUUAAUUUGAUUAAAUAUAUCAAUUAUUAAAAGAAAUGUCUUUGUACAAUGUUUGUUUCUUUCCCGUCAGUAUGCCGUUCACAAUUCGUGUAAUAGUUCUGCGGGCUGAGAUUUUGUGUUGAAAAGAAAACUUUUUUUUUUUCAAACUUUUUCAAACUUGCUGGGACUGUUUAGAUAGUUCUAAGAAGUAACGGUAUCGAAAUUGAAAGUCGGGCAUCCAGUUGUCAAAACCUAUAAACUCCCGACCGGACAGUACCUAUACUUUUGUUUAAAGAUCGACUAGUUAUAAGAAGGGAUCAUAUCGAAAUUCACAAUUGCGUAGUUGGACACAGUAAAUAAUUAAAUGAUUAAUUUUCCCUUUGAUUUUAAUGUUAAUUCUCGUCUCUUUGACCGGCUCUUAACUUUUUCCAAAAUUUUCGUCGGGUUGAUCACUUUCUACCACAGAUGCAGCAACAUGUGGCAUCCUCUUCUCUUGCUCGAAAGCAGGUAUGAGAUUCGCAAUGGAAAUCUUGCGAUGAACAAACUAGAAGUAGCAUAUAAGUAAACAUGCAACGUUCCACUCUGCAUUUCUCUGCUAUCUUUCCGUCUCAAAAUCAUGACUAUUCACUAAAACGUGCAUAUUUAAACCCUUUUCGUCGAUUCUACACCAAAAAGUCAACAGCUAUCACCAUGCAAAAAGGAGGAAAGGCGAGAGAAAGACUAAAAAUAACUUUGGUACUAGAUUGCGUGUACAUUUGCUUUUACAAUGAGUUAUAUCCCCUGUCUUGAUCCUCGUCGACAUGGCCUUUGACCUGAUAUAAGCAAGGAUUCCAUAUAUGUAUCUAUCCACGAUGCACAGUGUGUGAUGCGUGUCUGUAAUACGGAUUGUUACCCAUAUGCUCCUUCUAUGUGUCCGUUCAAAAUGGUUAGCGUGCUGCGUGAUAGUUAUUUACGCGACAAGGGUCCAUUUCAUACGGUCAUGGAAUACAACUUAACCUCACACCGUCGGAUUCAAGUCCGAUUUACCGAUGAGAUUUCUAACAACCUGGUGGAAUUGUUCAUUAGGGCAUCUGGAAGAACCCAAUGGAAUUUUAAAAUUUUCGGAUCGUAAAUUUUAAACGUGUUUUACGACUUAUGUCACAGCCUGCGAAUGUGAUAUAGAACAAGGUGUUCGGGGAACUGUAUUAAAACUUAUGGAACAGGAACUGUUCAUUGGGGUUAUUAAGAAGUUAUUAUAAAACUUUUCAUCUCAAUGGCGCACAUCUUGUGCAAGGUGGAUAACGACCUAAUUUUGCUAAAUGCCGUUUUCUCUCUUGGGCAUUCUGGGACUGUGGUGCGUCAAAGCGGGAAACAUUGUCGGUAUUGUCAAUAUUGUCCGCUUUGACACACCAAGGUUCCCAACGUGUCCAGAGAGAAAACUCUGUUAGUAUGUGUCAUUAGCUUUCGAGAUGAUCACAUUUACUGAAUGCACGGGUACGCUUCCAUGGACCACCCUAACUUUAGGGCAUACAGCGAGUGUGUGUAUAAUACGCUUUAUACAAGUUGUAUGUAAUUAUAUGUAUAAAUAUGUAUAUAGCCUUUAUCUGAAAAUAACCAUAUUCAGAAUCCUUG
Messenger RNA from Patella vulgata (common limpet), 3614 nucleotides. RefSeq names its product neuropilin and tolloid-like protein 1. The transcript is spliced from 12 exons. The record is from RefSeq and is a predicted model, not a curated record. Lineage: Eukaryota; Metazoa; Mollusca; Gastropoda; Patellidae. The coding region runs from base 121 to 1749 and encodes 542 amino acids.